Molecule: messenger RNA, 7382 nt
Organism: Taeniopygia guttata (zebra finch)
Lineage: Eukaryota; Metazoa; Chordata; Aves; Passeriformes; Estrildidae
Source: RefSeq, a predicted model, not a curated record
GGCGGAGGCAGACGGGGUUGCGGCGCGAAGGGCGGCGGGGCGGCCCCGGGCUGCACCCGCGGAGGGACCGUGUCGCGGCCCGCCCGCUUCCUGGUGGCCGCGCUCCGCGUCCCUGGCGGCGUCUGCCAAGACAAAAGAGUUAUGAGGGGGAAAAGAAGACAAAAAAAAAAAUCAAAAAGGCCUGAUUUUAGCUUCUCCACUUCUUGCCUUCUAUAAAAGGCUGUAUCUCACAACUGGAAAUUCACGGAAUCCUCCUAUCAUAAAAAUGUAGGAAGACUUGGCCAGACGAGUUACCUAAGGUAACUUAAAUUGCAUCUUUCUGUACCCAAAGAUACAAUUGAAAAGGUAUCAGAAGUAACUUUAAACUAGUCAGCUUUGGUUAAAAUUGCUGUUAAGAAGUAACAGCACACUGUUUCAUAUGGUCAGCGGAAUCAAGCAGGAAUCUACAAAAUCUGUCAGGGAAUUUGGGUAGACAUUCAUCUGCUGGUUUCCAGGGAGGUUUGUGCUGCUAUAGGGAUGCUGUUACCCCUACCUGAAGCUACUCCGUUUAAAACAUUUGUGCCUACAUCAAGUACGCCCACACUUCUGGCCUCAGUUUAGACACGGAACUGUCUCUCAAGUUAACUCAUCCUGGUUGGAGCAAGGCAUUUGGUAGUUUUCACCUCAAUCAACUGUUUGGAUUUAGAACUGUGUGGGUGCCUAAUUUUAACACAGUAUGUUAACUCCUGUGAAAAUGUCCUCAUGAGAUUCUAGUUUGAGGCAGUCUGGGUUUUUUCCAGUCCCUAGUGCAUGUAAAAGUGAAGACCAAGCUGGACAGAAAGAGGACAGGAUAAAUGGUGAGCUGUUAAAUCUGAAUUCCACCCUGUUGUUAUUGCCAGUGCGUCAGAGAGGCUCAUCCCAUGGUGUCUGACAGAAGGACUGCAGGGUGAAUGCCCCUUCACAAUCUGUCUCCUCCCUUUCAGGAUCAGCUGGGGGAUUAAGAGGUUGUGAAUUGGAGUCGUUCUGUUAAAUUGAGUGUACAGUAGAAAUAAUUCUGCCUUUAGCUUUAACACAGUUGUCACGUAGGGGUGAACGCUAUAGAAUUAUGCAGUUUCAGGCAACUUACUCUUUUUUGGGUCCUGACAGUGAGUUUGUUUGCCUAAUGUAGUGUAUAUUUAGCCAAUGCUGGCCUCAUCUAUAUUUAGCUGCUCUAAUAAAUCCUGCCUUUUCCUGUAAAUCUUGCCUGGUAUAUACAGGGGCAACCCUGGAGAGGCAAGGUAGACUGUGCCAGCAAAACUCUGGUGGUCGGCUAAAACGUGAAUCUAAAACAAGCAUUUCUGCUUCUGUGGUCUGAUGAAAGAUCACACCUCCUCAUGCAUCUAACAUAGCUAGUGCAGCAGAGGUAUGCAAUAGAGGUCACGCCUACUGUACUUUACACCUAUUUUAUCCACUGUAAGCUUAUUUAGCGGCUGUUCAAAGUCACUGGUGUGUCCUAGUUUAACCCCAGCCGGCACCUAAGGACCAGGCAGCCGUUUCCUCCCCUCCACCCAUCCUGGUUUAAUGGGGAGGAGAAUCAAAAGUACUACUUGACGGUUGAUAUAGGAACAAUUUAGUAACUGAAACAAAAUAAAUAGCAUAAUUAUUGUUUUUGGUCUUGCCUUCUUCAUCUGCCCUAGUUGAAAAAUAGGUGUUGCCUAAAAGACCAAAUGAGCCUAAGCAUAAUUUAGAGUAAGUGUGGAAAUUAUUCAAAUACUCCCAUGAGAAAAAACCUUAUGAACUAGCAGUGUAGAGAUCCCUCUUCAGGAUAUGUGACAUCAAUGUACAGUGAGGGAAAGUGAUCUUCUAAGUAAAAAAAUAAUUUAGAAUAAAACAGUAUUUUAUAUAUGGCCUGAAAGCUGAGAGACAGUAAGUGUGAAACUCUUAAGUACAAUCUUGUUAGGCUUCUAAUGGAAGCAUGUCUUUUCCACAUAGAUAAAAUUCUGGACUAAAUUCAAAUUGUAAUUGUAUAUAAUAGAGCUUUGUAGCAAACUGGCCUCGGACUGAAAAAAAAAAGCAUAACUUACGAUUGUUAUUUCCACUCCAAAAUAAAUAGCAGCAGUUUCAUGACAAGACAUAUAUGAAAAAAUUAUUGUCCAUUGGCUGUUCCCAGUACAAAAAUAAUGAAUAAAAUUAAUAAAAUGAUUCAGUUAGAAGAUAAUGAGGCAAAAGAGACAUUUCCUGUUGACUUCAGUCAGUGCUGUCAAGUCUGUGUUUCAAAUUUUCCCAUUCAUUGUUUCUUUUCUUGCUAUGUAAAGGAUGUCAUCCAGCUGCACGUCUUAACUGAAAAUAGGUAACUAUGGAAAAUUACUGGCUUAACUCUGACCUAAUCGCACAAAUGCAUACAUCCCCCUAUGUUACUCCUAACUUUUUAUUACAGUGACUAUAAAAAGAUAUAGAAGUGCUGCCGUCUGUGUUGGACAAGUGAUCUGGCACACAUGCCUAAAAAAAAAGGAACUGUUUUAUUCUGUGUAUUUUCUUGGUUAGUUGAAACCAGUUUUGGUUUUAAUCCAGUUAUAAGCAUUGAAUCCUGAAUUUUUAACACUAAGGUAGUUAUUUUAUUGCAUUUUCUCUGUUCUUUUAACAAUGACAUAGUUAUCCUUUUACCUUGACUGAGGGGGAACCCUGUCCUCAGCUGAGAAUAUACCAGUACUCUCUGAGAGUAAGUCCUUGUUGUUUAACUUACUGUAUGUGGACAAUACAGAAUUUAGAAUAUUACUGGCCAACUGAUCAGGCUGUUCAAAGGCUAGAAUUUGCUUUAUGUUUAUCUGAAGUGCAGGUGAUUUCCCCUGUCAUGUGAAUAUGCAAUUAAUCAGCAAUUUUUUUACUAUGUCACUGAUAGUAUUAAAUAUUAAACUCUCCACAUGCUUAAUACAGUUGAUACAUUGUGUACCAUGUUGGCAAUCAAAUCAGGUGUUACUAAGCCUUGAAGAAGUCUCACCCAACCGUAUAAUUUGUAUUAUAUCUCUCCAUUAUUAUACCUUAUAUUACCUUUCUUCAUUCAUAGGUAAUCAUGUUCCAUGUAAACAAUUGUACUACUUUUCAAGCCUCCAUACUUACAGUUCUCCAGGUGGUCUAAUACAGGCCCUAGGAAAACAGUGUUUGUUUUGUCUGUGAAUAUCACUGUAAUUCAGUGACUUUGCAAGCCUUAGUUUAAAAUUGUCCUUCUUGAUCCAUAUGUGGGGAUGAAUACCCUCUUCUGAAAUUGCUACAUUUGCUGUUGUGUAUAUUAUCAUAUAAAUUAGGUUUCUGUUUUUGUUUCCCUUUAGACAAAAUAAAACAUUAGUCACGGAUGAAGUACCUGUCUUCUUAAAGGUCAUUCUCCCAACGACUGUUAAGACUGUGGCCUAAAUAUUCUUGUUUCCUUUUCUCAUAUUUAUUUUUAUUGCUUGUGAAAUGCUAGCUCCCUGUUACCCAGUUUGUGUUUAUAGUAUAUUAGUAUCAUUAGACUAUACCUAGUCUAAGAAAAUGUACAACUUAUGCUGAAAACUGACCUUGUAAAACAGACUUGCAGCCAUUAAGCUGUAUGUUUUUUUAAGCUAACUUGACUACCAGAAAUACAUAUUUUCCACUUACCACAGCUAUAGCAAAGGUAGCUAUGGGCCAAAUUUAACUUUCAGUAAUCAAUUUCUUACUGUUUUAAUGCAGAUUUGAAUGAUUUCUUCUGUGUCUGAGAGAAGUUAUGUUUUGAGGAAAAAUAUGGCUUUCAUACUAGAAAAGAAAAAACAAGCAGAAGUUGGAAGAAUUCUUGUGUUUCAGUGCUGCCUUCUUUUGUGUGAUCCAUAUGAAGGAGUAUAGAGCAAAAGGCCUUUUAAUGCCUCUGAGCUUAAAGUGAGCUCCUACGCUGUUGUAGACUGUGAUCAAGCAAGAAAGGAAGUCAGUGUCCGCACUGGAGGAAUGACAGAUAAGUCAUCAAGAAAGACGUACACAUUUGAUAUGGUUUUUGGAGCACAGGCAAAGCAGAUUGAUGUAUACCGGAGUGUUGUGUGUCCCAUUUUGGAUGAAGUUAUUAUGGGCUACAACUGUACAGUGUUUGCUUAUGGCCAAACUGGUACUGGUAAGACCUUCACAAUGGAAGGGGAGCGGUCACCCAAUGAAGAAUAUACUUGGGAAGAGGAUCCCCUAGCAGGUAUCAUACCCCGUACAUUGCAUCAAAUAUUUGAAAAACUCACAGAGAAUGGUACCGAAUUUUCAGUGAAAGUCUCUCUUUUGGAAAUCUAUAAUGAGGAGCUUUUUGAUCUUCUGAAUCCUACUCCUGAUGUUGGAGAAAGACUGCAGAUGUUUGAUGAUCCUCGAAACAAGAGGGGUGUAAUUAUUAAAGGCUUGGAAGAAGUAACUGUACACAACAAAAAUCAAGUUUACCAAAUCCUGGAAAGGGGUGCAGCCAAAAGAACAACUGCAGCUACUUACAUGAAUGCAUAUUCCAGCCGUUCCCACUCUGUGUUUUCAAUUACCAUCCAUAUGAAAGAAACAACGGUGGAUGGAGAAGAACUUGUUAAAAUUGGAAAGCUAAACUUGGUUGAUCUUGCAGGAAGUGAAAACAUUGGUCGAUCUGGGGCUGUUGACAAAAGAGCUCGUGAAGCUGGAAAUAUCAACCAAUCUCUGCUGACACUAGGAAGAGUUAUUACUGCUCUAGUGGAAAGGGCCCCUCAUAUUCCAUACAGGGAAUCUAAACUCACAAGAAUUCUUCAAGACUCUCUUGGAGGACGGACAAAAACAUCAAUAAUUGCUACAAUUUCGCCUGCAUCUAUAAAUCUUGAGGAAACAUUGAGUACACUGGAAUAUGCCCAUAGAGCAAAGAAUAUCAUGAACAAGCCUGAAGUUAAUCAGAAGCUAACAAAAAAAGCUCUUAUUAAGGAAUACACUGAAGAGAUUGAGCGUCUGAAGCGAGACCUUGCUGCUGCUCGAGAAAAAAAUGGAAUCUAUAUUUCUGUUGAAAACUAUGAAGCCCUUAAUGGAAAGCUGACUGUUCAGGAAGAACAAAUUACAGAGUAUAUUGACAAAAUCAGUGUCAUGGAAGAAGAAAUGAAAAAGGUCGCUGAACUAUUCAGAGUCAGUAAAAAUGAACUUGAACAGUGUAAAACAGAUUUGCAGAUAAAGGAGAAAGAAUUGGAAGAAACACAAAAAGAUCUGCAAGAAACCAAGGUUCAGCUGGCUGAAGAGGAAUAUGUGGUUUCAGUUUUGGAAAAUACUGAACGAAAGCUUCAUGGCACAGCUAUCAAGUUACUAAGUACAGUUGAAGAAAGUACAAGAGAUGUGUAUGGGCUCCAUGCGAAACUGGACCGUAAGAAGGCUGUUGAUCAGCACAAUGCUGUUGUCCAAAAUACAUUUGCAGGACAAAUGAAUGCUUCGUUCAGCAAAAUACAAGAUGCAAUUACUGAAAACAGUUUGAAGCAGCAACAGAUGUUGACAUAUUACACAAAUUUUAUUGGUGACCUCCUGUCUACCAGUUCUUCUACGGCAGAUAUUCUUGCAUCAGUUGUAUCAGCAUCUUUUGCCUCUCUUAAAGAAUUGGUGUCUACUGAAGUUUCUCACAUGUCUGAAAAAGUAACACAGCAUGAGAAUCUAUCACUUGAUUGUAAAGCGGAGCUGCUGAGAUUAAUUAAGGAGCAUGAAACUGGGUUAGGAAGAGCAGUAAAUAGCUUGGCACCAGUGGUAGAAUUUGUCUUGGGGUUAAACUGUCAGUUCCAGAGUAACAUGAAGAAAUAUUCUGCUGUGGCUGACCAGAUGGAGUGCCAUAAAAAGGAAAUGGAUACCUUCUUUGAAGAUCUUUUUCUCACUCUGAAAACAAUACAGGAACAAACAGCCAGUGGCUUUGCUCAGCUCCAGCAUAAUUGUGACAGUUUAAAAGAAGAAGUGGAAAUGAUGAGGUUGGCACAUAGAAAGAGUGCAGCUGAAUUGAUGUCUUCACUGCAAAGCCAGCUUGACCUUUUUGCUCAGGAGACUCAGAAAAGCUUAACUGAUGUACUCACCAGAAAUGGAAGCCUGAAGACCACCAUCACUGCUGUGCAAGAAAAUGUUCACCUGAAAACUACAGACUUAGUCAGCAGUACAAAUGCCAAUCAUGGCAAAUUUACUGCAUCUCUGGAUAAUUUCUCUCAAGAGCUCAGGAGCAUAAAUGCUGAAAACAAGACAAUGCUGGAAGAAUCCAACGACCACUGCCAACAUCUUCUCAGCAAUCUCAAAAAUGUGUCUCAGCAAACCAGUACAUGGGGUGAAUUUACAACUGCUCAGAUGGUCAACUUUACUAAUCAGCAACUGUUGUCAUUCAGUGAUGAGAAACAACAAUUUGAGUAUUUACAAAAGAAAAAUGAAGAGAACUGCGAUAAAGCAAUAGCUGAAAUUGCUGACCACAUUGGCAGACAAAAGGCUGCUGAGGGGAAAGUGCUAAAUGGCCUUCUGGGUCAGAUAAAGGUGGAUCAGGAGAUACUUGUGGAGCAGAAGCUGGCACUUCAGGAAGAAGUACAGCGUGGACUAACUCAGGUUGAUGGUUUCCUGCAAGAGGAUCUCAAAGUGGAUGUUCCAACAGGGACAACUCCACAGAGAAAAGACUACUUCUAUCCUGUCACACUUGUGAGAACAGAACCCCGGGAACUACUUCUGGAGCAACUAAGGCAAAAGCAAUCAAAUCUUGAUGCUAUGCUAAGCAGUGUGGUAAAGGAGACGGAGGAUAAUGCAGGUCAGGAUGUGCUGGAAGAGGAAGGAGAGUUGCGAGAACCCAGUGAAAGCCUUGUUUGUGACAAAUACUUAAUGGAUACAAAUGUAUAUUGCCACACAAAUGGUGGCAUUCCUUUUUUCCAGCACAAAAGAAGUCUCAAAAAGGGUAAAGAGAACAAAUCUGCAGCUCCAGUGGAGAACAAAAUGGAGGAUAUGACAGAAGAGUUUCUUCAGAAAUCUAAGCAUCCUUUAAGAUUGCUGAACUAAGAUAUAUCCUCUGCUGAUCCCUGUUUUUAGAUAUUUCUAUCUUACUGUCUUACUGAGCCACAACUUUUUUUUGGUAUUCUCAGUGUCUCUAUGUAGUGAUACAGUGAUGCAAAAUUGAAUCAAAAUAUUUGCUUACUCAAUCUCAUGCCUUGGUUCUAUUUUUAUAUGUUGCAGCUUGUGAAGUUUUAAGGAAAAAACCCUGCAGGUUAUGGUGCUGUUGUGUUAAAAAUAUAUAUAUAUAUAUGUGGUCAAGUAAGAAAUUUUCUGUUUCUCAGUAGAUCUAAAAUACCAGAAAGGGAUGUGGAAAUAUGCUUUGUCAGCAUUCAGUUACCAUUUUAUGUAUUCAUUAGCUGUAAAUAAGUGUUCUGGUUUUAUACCUGCUUUUUAUUCCCGUUUCUGUUUUCGCUGUGAUAAUUCAAAUAAAUUAAUACAUGGAAAACAAA